Molecule: messenger RNA, 762 nt
Organism: Trypanosoma theileri
Lineage: Eukaryota; Euglenozoa; Kinetoplastea; Trypanosomatida; Trypanosomatidae
Exons: 1
Coding region: 1-762 (253 amino acids)
Source: RefSeq, a predicted model, not a curated record
AUGUCGCUCUUAAACACAACACUGCAGACCCUUGUGGUCCGGCUUCGUGAUAUGUCGGGAAAUGUUACCCAACAAAAACUUCACAAUCGUGUAUUUGACGCCUAUGAGGCCAAAUCACUUGUUUUUGAGGCGAUUUCACCCGAACAACAAGUGGUGAUGCAGCAGUACGGUGGUAUUCCACCCCAACAUCCCGUAGGACAGCCGUUGCUUUUAGACGGAUGGUCAGAUCUCAUUAGUGUACACAAGGAUGAGAAUCUCUAUCAAUUACUGCCACGUCGAGCCAAGAGUAAUGCCAGUUAUAGCACCAUGAAAGCUAUUUGUUGUAGUACUGGAUCACCCUUCACAAUGGAUCAUCGUGUAGAUCCAAUAGACUAUAAGAUGGUUUUUCGUGCGGCGGAUAUGGAAAUUCGAAAUCAGUUUAACGCCAAAAAUCAAGAUAAAGUCCCUAGCACCAUUUGGUUUGAUGGUAUUUUGAGUGCACCUAAUGACACGGGUUUGGUGAGUUGUCACAACUCACUCUCUCCGGCGCAUGUCAAUAAUUUAGCGGGUACUUUUCAGUUUCUCAAAGAGUGGUCGAAGGAACCACCAGAGGGAGACCGUCACAGGCAAAUAAAACAAAUGUAUUCUCAGCUCUUUUCAAAACGGACACAUUUGUUUAUUGGAUCAACUUCUGUUCCAGGAAGGGAAAUCUUAAAUUAUGCCAAAUCAAAGAAUGUUUUUGUGUACGCUAAAAGGGGAUUACAUUACGUCUUUCAUGCGUAG